AUGGAACGAAGUUCUUCUAGUUCUCCUAGUCCUACUAGCUCUCAUGCUACUUCUCUUAGUUCCCCUAAAUCUCCUAGUCUUCCUACUUCUCUCAGUUCCCCUAAUUCUUCUAGUUCUCUUAGUCCUACUAGCUCUCAUACUACUUCUCAUAGUUCCCCUAAAUCUCCUAGUUCUCCUAGUCUUCCUACUUCUCUCAGUUCCCCUAAUUCUUCUAGUUCUCCUAGUUCUCCUAGUCUUCCUACUUCUCUCAGUUCCCCUAAUUCUUCUAGUUCUCCUAGUUCUCCUAGUCUUCCUACUUCUCUCAGUUCCCCUAAUUCUUCUAGUUCUCCUAGUUCUCCUAGUCUUCCUACUUCUCUCAGUUCCCCUAAUUUUUCUAGUUCUCGUGGUCUGGUUUUCUAG
This is a messenger RNA of Eurytemora carolleeae, 399 nucleotides long. Its product is annotated as putative protein TPRXL. NCBI's taxonomy places the organism in Eukaryota, Metazoa, Arthropoda, Copepoda, Calanoida, Temoridae. The coding region runs from base 1 to 399 and encodes 132 amino acids. The record is from RefSeq and is a predicted model, not a curated record. The transcript has 2 exons.